AUGGCCCAGCCGUCGGUUGAUAGUUCCGCUUUCUCGUGCAAGUCGUUGGCGAAAGCGAUCAACGAAGGCCGAACCGAAGCGCACGAGCACGAGACUAAGCUGGAAGAAAACCCCUCUGUCUUUUCAGGUCUCGUCACGGCGUCGUGGUACGCGCCGUCAGAGGCGUUGACCUCGUCAACGGAAACCACGCCGGUCAACGUUGACCUCGUCGCCUCGUCGGACCUCUCGGAUUCGUCCGUCGCUUCGACGCUUUCCAGCUCCGGCGACUCUGCCGCUGCUGUCGCUAAAUCCGCAAAACCGGUGCCCGCUACUGUCCACGCGCCUCCCGCCGCUCCCCGCGCCGCUGCUACACCCGUUGCCCCGCGUGCGUGCCGUCGGCCGGUCGUGCUGAGCGCGUACGACGGCGUGCUCGACCCCGACCUGUUCGAGGCAACGGGCGAGUUGGGGCGCGGCGGGUUCGGCACCGUGGUGGCGAUGCGGCGAGUGGAGAGCGGCGAGGUGGUGGCGGUGAAGCGCGUGGCGCGCAAGCAGCUGGUGGCGGCGUCGAACGAGGCGAUGCUGUCGGCGUCGCUGAGCGAGUGCCCGGGCGUGCUGGGCGUGCGCGAGGUGCAUCUGGCCGACCACCACGCGUACAUGCUCUCCGAUGUCUGCCACGGCGGCGACCUCCGCGCCCUGCUGCAGCGACGCAAGGCUGCCGCCAGCGACAACGCGGGGGACGCGGGGAAAGGCAAGGGGAGGCGGUGCGCAGAGCCGGCGGGGUAUGGGCGCGCAGCUGACGUGUGGUCGCUGGGGGUGACGCUGUACGAAAUGAUUGCGGGCGAGCGACCUUACUCAGGGGAGGCGCCUCAGCAGGGCGAGUGGCGGGCGUGUGUGGAGGGGGCUGCGUGGGAGGGCGUGUCUGAGGAAUGUCGCGCGCUGGUGAGCGGCAUGCUGAGAGUGCGCGUGGAGGAGAGGCUCACCAUGGCGCACGUGUGCAACCACCUCGCCAUGAUCCGCGCCUUCGGGGGCAGCGGGGGGAGCAGCGCGGGGAAGAGCACGAGUGGCAGGUGGUGGUGA
This is a messenger RNA of Closterium sp. Yama58-4, 1056 nucleotides long. NCBI's taxonomy places the organism in Eukaryota, Viridiplantae, Streptophyta, Zygnematophyceae, Desmidiales, Closteriaceae. The record is from the annotation of a GenBank genome assembly.